Sesamum indicum (sesame) is the source of this 507-nucleotide messenger RNA. Lineage: Eukaryota; Viridiplantae; Streptophyta; Magnoliopsida; Lamiales; Pedaliaceae. The record is from RefSeq and is a predicted model, not a curated record.
AUGUGUUACGUGGGCAAAGCGACGAAGAUCUUCAUCUUCAUAGUCACUGCUCUUGUGGUUACUGGACUUGUAUUGGGAUUUGGGCUGCUCCGCCACCACGGACUUCAUGGCAAAUCCCACAAAUGCUCGCCCGAUUCCUGCCCGGAAGCAACCCCCGUGAUUUUCCCUAGUCCAAAUUCCGAUCCCAGCUCCAGUUUCACUCCUAAUCCUUCGACCAAUCCGAAUCCAGCUCCAUCUCCGCCGCCGCCGUCGCAGGGAGAUAAUUCAGGCCCUAGCGUUCCGGAUUCGCCUCCGCCUCCGACGUUGUCUUCCCCACCGCCGCCUAGCGACAAUUCAGGCCCAAGUGGCCCUGAUUUGUCUCCGCCUCCGACAUUCUAUUCUCCACCCCCUCCGCAGCCGCCAGCUUCAUACCCACCGCCUCCUGUGGUGGUCGCGGAGGCUCCACCGCCGGCGUUUAGUCCUCCUAGCCCUGUUCCGCUGACGCCAGGUCCAGUGAGUAAUUCAUAG